GUGACUGGCGUCGCGGCGCAGAUGUGCCUGAACCUGAGCUCCUCCGAACGGCGCCUCUGGCUGUCGAAGAGGUCCAGGAGGAGACAAGUCACGGGGAUUGCGAGCCCUGGGCCCCUCGUUAGGCCGAUCGCAUGGUCCUCAGCAUGUGCAUACGGCAGCUCUUCCAGGCCUCACAUCUCCAGGGGGCUUGGAGGGCAGCCUUCCUGAAACACAUCCAGUGCAGGCGCCAGGGAGCCCGGCGAUGGACACAUUCUGGUGGCGGCACCUACAGAGCGGUGAUUUUUGACAUGGGUGGAGUCCUCAUUCCUUCUCCAGGGAGAGUGGCUGCAGAAUGGGAGGUCCAAAAUCAGAUCCCCUCCGGAACUAUCUUGAAGGCCUUGAUCUCGGGUGGCGACAAAGGGCCUUGGAUGACGUUUAUGAGAGGAGAGCUAACAACAGAAGAUUUCCUGCAAGAAUUUGGGAGACUUUGCUCUGAGAUUUCAGAGACCCGUGUGCCUGUGGACUCCUUUUUCUCUCUGCUGACCAGUGAGCAAGUUGCGAAGCAGUUCCCAGUGAUGACUGAGGCCAUAACUCAAAUUCGGGCAAAAGGCCUGCGGACUGCAGUCUUGAGCAAUAAUUUUUAUCUUCCCGAUGGGAAAAGCUUUUUGCCUCUGGACCGGAAACAGUUUGAUGUGGUCGUGGAGUCCUGCCUGGAGGGUAUCUGCAAGCCGGACCCCAGGAUAUACAAGCUCUGCUUGGAACGGCUCGGCCUGCAGCCUUCUGAGUCCAUCUUUCUUGAUGAUCUUGGACUGAAUGUAAAGGCAGCUGCCAGCCUUGGUAUUCGCACCAUUAAGGUUGAUGACCCAGAGACUGCAGUAAAGGAACUGGAAACUCUUUUGGGUUUAACAUUGAGAAAGGUGAUUCCAAACACUCGGCCUGUGAGAAAGACCAUGGAAAUUCCAAAAGAUUCCUUGAAGAAGUACCUCCGAGACUUCCUGGGGACCCAAACCACAGGCCCAAUGGAACUCCUUCAGUUUGAGCACGGGCAGUCAAAUCCGACUUACUACAUCAGGCUGGCAAACCAUCAGCUGGUUCUGAGGAAGAAACCCCCGGGGACACUCCUGCCAUCCGCCCAUGCAGUAGAGAGAGAGUUCAGGAUAAUGAGAGCCCUUGCGAAAGCUGGAGUGCCUGUUCCCAAAGUUCUUGGCCUCUGUGAAGACUCAAGGAUCGUCGGCACCCCCUUCUAUCUGAUGGAGUACUGCCCAGGCCUCGUCUACAAAGACCCCUCUCUGCCAGGCUUGGAGCCCAGCCAGAGGAGGGCCAUAUACACGGCCAUGAACAGAGUCUUGUGCCAGAUUCACAGCGUGGACCUCAAGGCCGCCGGCCUGGAAGACUAUGGGAAGCCUGGGGACUAUAUUCCACGCCAGGUGCAAACGUGGAUUAAGCAGUAUCAAGCCUCAGAAACCAGCACCAUCCCGGCUAUGGAGAGGCUCAUCAAAUGGCUGCCGCUGCACCUUCCCAGGCAGCAGAAGACCACGGUGGUGCAUGGGGACUUCAGGCUGGACAACCUGCUGUUCCAUCCAGAAAAGACCGAGGUGCUUGCUGUCCUUGAUUGGGAACUUUCUACCUUGGGCGACCCCCUUGCUGAUGUGGCCUUCAGCUGCCUAGCUCACUACCUGCCAUCCAGUUUUCCCGUCCUGCGAGGUUUGAGUGACUGCGAUGUGACUCAGCUGGGCAUCCCCACCGCAGAGGAGUAUUCCAGGAUGUACUGUCGGCACACGGGGAGCCCUCCCAUCGAGAACUGGAACUUCUACCUGGCUUUCUCCUUCUUCCGGGUGGCGGCGAUCCUCCAGGGCAUCUACAAGCGCUCGCUCACAGGCCAAGCAAGCUCAGCAACCGCAGAGCAAAGUGGGAAGCUGACUGAAUUUACAUCUAACCUGGCAUGGGAUUUUGCAGUCAAAGAAGGGUUCCGACUUUUCAAAGACAUGCCAGCCACAAAACCGUUAAUGAGGUCCUACCACACGUGGGCUGGUCCACAGUCCCGGCUGCACACCCCAGGCACCAGGAGUUAUGUGUCGAUUCCAGAAGCUUCCCCAGCUCUUGCCUCAAAGGGAGCUCUGGUUAUCUCUCCAGAGGGCCUCUCCCCACCCGUCAGGGAGCUGUAUCAGCGGCUGAAGCAAUUUAUGGAGCGACACGUGUACCCCGCUGAGCCAGAGCUGCGGAGUCACCAGGCCUCAUCAGAGAGAUGGACCCCUUCCCCGCUGGUCGAAGAGCUCAAGGAGAAAGCCAAGACCGAAGGACUUUGGAAUCUUUUCCUACCCUUGGAGACUGACCCCGAGAAAAAAUAUGGAGCAGGACUGACCAACGUCGAGUAUGCCCAUCUGUGUGAGCUCAUGGGCAUGUCUCUGUAUGCCCCUGAGAUAUUUAACUGUUCUGCUCCAGACACAGGGAACAUGGAGCUUCUGGUACGCUAUGGCACUGAGGAGCAGAAGGCCCGCUGGCUGAUUCCGCUGCUGGAGGGAAAGGCCCGCUCCUGCUUUGCUAUGACUGAGCCCCAGGUUGCCUCGUCGGAUGCCACCAACAUCGAGUCUUCCAUCAGAGAGGAGGAAGGCUUCUAUGUCAUAAAUGGUCACAAGUGGUGGAUCUCAGGCAUCCUGGAUCCUCGCUGCCAACUCUGUGUGUUUAUGGGAAAAACAGACCCGCAUGCCCCACGUCACCAGCAGCAGUCAGUGCUUUUGGUUCCCAUGGAUACCCCAGGGAUAAAAAUCCUCCGGCCUCUGACGGUGUAUGGGCUGGACGAUGCGCCAGGUGGCCAUGGCGAAGUGCUGUUCGAACAGGUGCACGUGCCCAAGGAGAACAUGAUCCUGGGCCCGGGCCGAGGCUUUGAGAUUGCCCAGGGCAGACUGGGUCCCGGCAGGAUCCAUCACUGCAUGCGGCUGAUUGGGUACUCGGAGAGGGCCCUGGCGCUCAUGAAGGCCCGUGUGAAGUCCCGUGUGGCCUUUGGGAAACCCCUGGUGGAGCAGGGCACGCUCCUGGCUGACAUCGCCCAGUCGCGCGUGGAGAUCGAGCAGGCCCGGCUGCUGGUGCUGAAAGCUGCCCACCUCAUGGACGUGGCAGGAAAUAAGGCCGCAGCUUUAGAUAUUGCCAUGAUUAAAAUGGUGGCCCCAUCCAUGGCCUCCCGAGUGAUUGAUCGCGCUAUCCAGGCCUUUGGAGCAGCAGGGCUGAGCAGCGACCACCCGCUGGCUCAGUUCUUCGCCUGGGCCCGAGCGCUGCGCUUUGCCGACGGCCCUGAUGAGGUGCACCGGGCUGCAGUGGCCAAGAUGGAGUUGAAGCAUCGCAUUUAGACCGGCAGGACUGCAGGAGCUAGAAUGUCCCUCCCAGACUGGCCACACCCAGAACCUUAGAUGAUGCUCUUUGAAAGCCCUAUAUGGUAUGUGUGAUUCUUGCACCCUGCCUGGCAGCUGCAUCCUGGAACAGUCAUUGUGAACUCAACCUUUUUGGGUCCCCACAGGAGACAUUUCUAUAAGAAGCCUUGAGUUUACUGUUUCAGGCAAAGAGGAGGGGGCUUAGCUGAGAGCUGAGUGGGUUUCAGUACUGAAGCCGGAAAGCUGGUCUUCGGUGUUGUAGGGUCACGCUUGCCCAGCACUGGUCUCUGUGCCCUGUAACCGCCAUGUGUCCUUCUGGCCCCCUUCCAGUCAGGAUAGCCAGCUACUGGGAUUUGUAACAAUCCAGGUCUGGCCAGCCCAGAUCUUACCUUAUCUCACUCUAAGAACAUCACGAAGGGGAACACAGCCCCUCCACAUGAGCUACUGUUCCUGGGAAUGCUGGCCGGACCAGGGAUGGCCCCUCUUGGCAAGCACGUGGCCUUUGUGUGUCCCCAGCCUGUGUAAGCAGCCCCCUCCCUGCCCGCGGUAGUGGUGCGCAGUUCCGUCCAGCUGGCUGCCGCUGGACACUCCCUGUAAGUAAAUCCCAAUAAACCUAUAUGUCUCGUA
Messenger RNA from Equus quagga, 3971 nucleotides. It is a transcript of the gene ACAD10, whose product is annotated as acyl-CoA dehydrogenase family member 10. Gene Ontology annotation, molecular function: flavin adenine dinucleotide binding; oxidoreductase activity, acting on the CH-CH group of donors. NCBI's taxonomy places the organism in Eukaryota, Metazoa, Chordata, Mammalia, Perissodactyla, Equidae. The transcript is spliced from 21 exons. The record is from RefSeq and is a predicted model, not a curated record. The coding region runs from base 132 to 3323 and encodes 1063 amino acids.